Messenger RNA from Vicia villosa (hairy vetch), 1143 nucleotides. RefSeq lists its product as uncharacterized. NCBI's taxonomy places the organism in Eukaryota, Viridiplantae, Streptophyta, Magnoliopsida, Fabales, Fabaceae. Bases 1 to 1143 code for a protein of 380 amino acids. Gene Ontology annotation, biological process: DNA integration. The transcript has 2 exons. The record is from RefSeq and is a predicted model, not a curated record. Gene Ontology annotation, molecular function: nucleic acid binding; RNA-DNA hybrid ribonuclease activity.
AUGCAUAGUCGAAUUGACAAGUGGGCGCUAGCCCUAACUGAGUACUCUUUGGCAUUUAGGCAUUUAAAAGCUAUGAAGGGGAAAAUUGUCUCAGACUUUAUAGUGGACCACGCAAUGGUCGAAAACCCUCAACUCCCAGUAGAGUUGAAACCUUGGAGGUUGUUCUUCGAUGGUUCCACCCAUAAAGAUGGUAGUGGAGUUGGGAUUCUAUUAAUUUCUCCUGAUGGAAUUCCAACAAAACUCAAGUAUAGAAUCGAAGGGCCCUUAUGCUCGAAUAAUGAGGCAGAAUAUGAAGCCCUUAUAGCAGGUCUUGAAGCCUUAUUAGAAUUGGGGGCAACUAGGGUCAAAAUUAAAGGGGAUUCAGAAUUGCACGUCCCCAGAAUUAAAAACCAAGAGGUUAAUGAUUUAGCACAAAAAGCUUCAGGAUAUAGAAUUUCGAAGGAGAAGCUAGAAGAACUUGUCGAAGUAAGAGGAAAAGCAAUGGCCAGCAAAUUAUCUCCGACAGAUUUAGAGAGUAGUCGUUUAGGAUACACUAAUGAAGAGGAAUUUGAAGUGUUAGCCAUUGAUACUUUAGUACAUACGAAUUGGAGAAGUCCAAUUAUUAAGUAUCUUAAAGACCCCUCAUUAAAUACAGAUAGAAAAACCAAGUAUAGAGCUUUGUCUUAUGUUUUAAUGGGAAAUGAACUGUUCAAGAAAACUCCUGAAAGCAUCCUAUUUAAAUGUUUAGGCGAAAACGAGGCACACUUGGCAUUAUCUAGUGUUCAUAGUGGAGCGUGUGGGGCACACCAAUCAGGACAUAAAAUGAAAUGGCUCCUUUUCAGAUAUGGGAUGUAUUGUCCCACCAUGUUAAGGGAUUGUAUAGAGUUUGCUAAAGGUUGUCAAGAAUGUCAAGUACAUGCAGGAAUCCAACACGCUCCUGCGAGUGAGCUUCAUGCAAUUAUCAAACCCUGGCAUUUCAGGGGCUGGGCAUUAGAUUUGAUUGGUGAAAUUCGAACUACUUCAUCUAAAGGUCAAAGGUACAUCCUUUUAGGAAUUGACUAUUUCACCAUGUGGGUCGAAGCAGUGCCUUUGGUGAAUGUGGACCAUGAAACUGUCAUCGAAUUCAUUCAAAGGCAAAUACUAUAUAGGUUUGGAAUCCCAUAG